Impatiens glandulifera is the source of this 1708-nucleotide messenger RNA. RefSeq names its product plastidal glycolate/glycerate translocator 1, chloroplastic. The record is from RefSeq and is a predicted model, not a curated record. Lineage: Eukaryota; Viridiplantae; Streptophyta; Magnoliopsida; Ericales; Balsaminaceae. The transcript has 8 exons. Bases 19 to 1587 code for a protein of 522 amino acids.
AAUACCACUCACACUCUCAUGAUCGCUUCGACAAUGGCGAUUCUCUCAACUGUCUCCUUCCCCUCUCUCCGCCUCCGCCUCCGAACAACAAAACUCGCCGCCACCACCACCACCACCGCCGCCGCCGUCUCUUCUUCCAACAAUUUCACAACUUUUCCCUUUUCCCAUCAUGGAAUCGCCAUCCAAUCCCUACCAACAAAGACAAAUCUCCCAGAAUCAAAAUUUCUUCAACUACAUCCUUACAAGAAUCAACGUACUCGAAUUACCCAUGUCAAGUCAACGGCCUCCUCCGACAGCAGUUCUUCACCUACCGCCUCACAAACAGUGUUCGGUGUAUUGCAUUUAACAGUUUCAUUAGGUAUUAUACUUGCAAUGGAUAAUCUCUUGAAGAAAGUCUUUCUUUCUGCCGCAAUUAAGUUCCCUAGUGCCUUAUUCGGCAUGUUUUGUGUAUUCACUGUUCUUAUUGCUCUUGACGCAACUGUUCCAUCUGCUGCUACUGGUUUAAUGGAUUUCUUUGAACCUGCUCUCUUGUUUAUUCAAAGAUGGCUUCCUUUAUUCUAUGUUCCAUCUUUAGUUGUUUUGCCACUCGCGGUUAAAGAUAUCCCUGCAGCUUCCGGCGCUAAGAUCUUGUGCAUUAUAGUUGGAGGCUGGCUGGCUUCGUUAUGUGUUGCUGGUUAUACAGCUAUAGUUGUGAGAAAAUUGGUGAAGACGGAAAUGACAGCUGCUGAGCCUAUGGCUAAGCCAUCUCCAUUUUCGUUGUUGGAAGCGUGGUCAUGGACAGGCAUUUUUAUAGCAUCUUUUGUUGGCGCGUUUCUAUACCCGACAGCACUUGGCACAAAUGCUUUAACAUAUUUGCCUUUCUUGCUUUCAUCUACAGUUCUAGGAUAUAUAGUUGGUUCUGGGUUACCAUCCAAUGUGAAGAAGAUUUUCCACCCAAUCAUUUGCUGCGCAUUAUCUGCAGAUCUUGCAGCUUUCGCAUUUGGUUAUGUUACGCGUUCUGGGCUUAAUCCUGUUUUGGGCUAUUACUUGACAAAGUCACAAUCCAAUCCUGGUGCUGGUGAUAUACUGAUGGGUUUUCUAGGAUCGGUUAUUAUUUCAUUUGCUUUCUCAAUGUUCAAGCAAAGGAAGCUGGUCAAGAGGCAUGCUGCUGAAAUUUUCACAUCUGUGAUUGUAGCAACAAUAUUCUCUUUAUACUCAACUGCUUUAGCAGGCCGUCUUAUUGGGCUAGAGCCAUCUCUAACUGUUUCUAUAAUUCCGAGAUGCAUAACUGUCGCUCUUGCUCUGAGUAUCGUGUCUUUCUUUGACGGUGUGAAUACAUCACUCACAGCAGCUACAGUUGUGUUAACCGGUUUAGUUGGAGCGAAUUUUGUGCAAGUGGUACUAGAUAAACUUCGAUUUCAAGAUCCAAUUGCUCGAGGGCUUGCAACAGCAUCUAGUGCUCAUGGAUUGGGAACUGCAGCAUUGUCUGCGAAGGAACCGGAGGCUCUUCCAUUUUGCGCGAUUGCUUAUGCUUUAACGGGUAUAUUUGGUUCCUUGAUUUGCUCUGUUCCUGCAGUUAGACAAAGCUUGCUCGCGAUUGUCGGCUAAAAGAACUGUCAUUCUUUUAUGAUGUGGAAUAUAUAUGUGUUAUAACGAUGUAAUAUGUUUAUGUUUAAAUGAUCGUAUUAUUGGCGCGAAAAUGAGAAAUUGAGUUGUUAAGUUUCUUUAA